AUGCUUCAAAAAGCUAUUCUCGAAUGGUCUUCUAGGGCCUGGGAGCAAGGGAUCGCCGCUCACAAUCGAAUGUUAUAUCAAUCUCUGACAAAGUGGAUAGGUAUGACUCCGGGAGAUAUCGAUGAAAGUGAUGUGGAAUCUCAUGAUCCUGAAGGCAGAUCAAACGAUAUGGGAGGUAUUCAAGACUGGUUUGCUAAUACGCGCGAGGGAUAUACUUUAAAUGGCAACUCACUUCCAAGCUACGACACGGUGAUGACCUCCUGA
Molecule: messenger RNA, 264 nt
Organism: Blastomyces dermatitidis ER-3
Lineage: Eukaryota; Fungi; Ascomycota; Eurotiomycetes; Onygenales; Ajellomycetaceae
Exons: 1
Coding region: 1-264 (87 amino acids)
Source: RefSeq, a predicted model, not a curated record